GUUGCAGUUCGUUGUGUGCUAAUUUUCAUUGCAAUUGCGAAUAUUCAAGUAAUUGUAAUUGUGCAACUUUUUGCCAAUAUAUUGCAAUUGGGGCAGGCAACAUACGCACAAGUGAUUGUGAUUGACCGGAAAGUGGCGCCUAAAAUUAGAAGCAAUCUGUGACGACACACGUACGUCCGUGACAUUGAUUCACAUUCAAAGAGGCAGAGAGAAAGCUGCUAGUGUUAACGCACAAUAAAACAAAAAAAAAAAAAACAAAGCAAAAAUAAAACGAGGAAGCGUCGGCGGCCACUGGCGGUAUCAGCUGCUCACUACACGCAAGGCCGCAAGCAAAAAUUUUAUAUUAAUUGCGUCAAAGGAAGGCAUGUGCACAGCCAUAUAGGAAAAUUUCCCGCAUUACAAACAAAAAGAUCGGCCAGAACGGAGCUAACAGCGGAGCAGCAGCAGCGAAUGCAGUGGAAUCUGGAAUCAUUUGAAUAUUGAAAGGCUGUUGAAUUCGCGUUAGAAAUCAGCAUAGAGUUUUCAUUCAAAACGACUUAUUGUGUAAUCAGUUUGAUAGAAAAAAUAACCAGUCAUGUCGAAAUCCACGCCACCAACUGCAGGAAAUGAGCCAGAGAAGAAGAAGACGGCGCCCAAGGCAAUGAAGUAUAUCAUUGGAGGUGCCAGCGGUAUGGGCGCCACCAUGUGUGUGCAACCACUUGAUCUUAUCAAGAAUAGAAUGCAGAUCGCAGGAGCUGGAAGCGGCAAGAAGGAGUUUCGCAACUCUUUCCACUGUAUACAGACGGUAAUCAGUCGGGAGGGACCACUUGCUCUGUACCAGGGUAUUUCGGCAGCUCUGUUGAGGCAAGCAACCUACACCACUGGGCGUCUUGGUAUGUACACUACCCUAAAUGAGGAAUACCGGGAACGUUUUCAACGCGAUCCUAAUGUAAUUGCCAGUAUGGUGAUGGGCACAGCGGCCGGUGCAGUGGGCGCCUUUAUCGGCACGCCGGCUGAGGUGGCCCUAGUGCGAAUGACAUCCGAUGGACGACUGCCGUUGGCGGAGAGACGCAACUAUUCGAAUGUUUUCAAUGCGCUGACACGAAUGACUCGCGAGGAGGGAUUGACGGCACUCUGGCGUGGAUGCGUUCCGACUAUGGGACGUGCCAUGGUUGUGAAUAUGACACAACUGGCCAGCUACUCGCAAUUCAAGACAUACUUCCGCACCGGACCGUUGAAAAUGGACGAGGGCAUCAAAUUGCAUUUCUGCGCCAGUAUGCUAAGCGGUCUGCUGACCACAAUAGCAUCAAUGCCGCUGGACAUUGCUAAGACUCGCAUUCAGAACAUGAAGACGGUCGACGGCAAGCCAGAAUACCGAGGUACCGUGGAUGUGUUGCUCCGUGUCGUACGGCAAGAGGGCGUCUUUUCGCUGUGGAAGGGCUUCACGCCCUACUACUUCCGCCUGGGACCCCACACGGUGUUAACUUUUAUUCUAAUGGAGCAGCUUAACCAGGGAUUCAACAAGUAUGUGCUGGGCGUAGAAAAGCGUGGCUCAGGACUCUAAAGGAUCUUAAGCACAUAUCUCGCUAUUGAACCUUUGAGAUCAUUGAGGUCAUUCUUACAGUUUAACCGCCAAGCUUAACCUGGUUAACCACAGUCAAUGUGUCAACUGCAAAUUCCAAUCACCAACUACGAAGAUAUAAAUCAAAUUAACGACAAUACAAACGAGGAUGAUGGUAUAGGUGUAUAUAUACAUAUAUUUUACUAUUAUAACCAAUGUAGAGCAUUUAAAUGUCGGAAUUCCGGUGAUAAUAUUAGAAAAUUACAUGUUACUGUUGCGUCAGUUUUAUAUGGAUUAAGUGAAGUAUGGAUUCUCAAUAAAGCACAAUAUUUAAAAUGUA
Messenger RNA from Drosophila innubila, 1880 nucleotides. Its product is annotated as mitochondrial 2-oxoglutarate/malate carrier protein. Gene Ontology annotation, biological process: malate transmembrane transport; succinate transmembrane transport; thiosulfate transport. Lineage: Eukaryota; Metazoa; Arthropoda; Insecta; Diptera; Drosophilidae. Bases 575 to 1543 code for a protein of 322 amino acids. The record is from RefSeq and is a predicted model, not a curated record. Gene Ontology annotation, molecular function: succinate transmembrane transporter activity; oxaloacetate transmembrane transporter activity; antiporter activity. The transcript has a single exon.